This is a messenger RNA of Dioscorea cayenensis subsp. rotundata (Guinea yam), 711 nucleotides long. RefSeq names its product protein BIC1-like. The coding region runs from base 118 to 552 and encodes 144 amino acids. Gene Ontology annotation, biological process: blue light signaling pathway. The record is from RefSeq and is a predicted model, not a curated record. The transcript has a single exon. Lineage: Eukaryota; Viridiplantae; Streptophyta; Magnoliopsida; Dioscoreales; Dioscoreaceae.
CAUGUAGCUCCCCAUUCAUCCCUUACCACCUCCUCUCCCACACACUGCACCACUUGUUCAUAAAGUCUUCUCCAUUCUUCUCAUCCUUUCUCCCUGAUCUUUCUUAGCAUUCCCACAAUGGAUCCAUCUAAUAUUGUUCUCUUUGAUGGUCUUCAGAAAGCCAUUCAUGCAGAGAGUAGUACUAGUACUAGCACUACUACUACUACUACUACUACUACUACUACUAUUACUAGUAAUAGUGUCAUUGCUGCUGUGAAAGAAGAUGGAAAGAAAGAGUGUUUGGUGAUGGUCACUGAGGAGAGUGGUCAGAGAAAGGGAGAAGAUGAGGAGGACUGUGGAAGAGAGAGGCUGAAGAGACAUAGAGUUGAGAUGGCUGGUAGAGUUUGGAUACCUGAGAUCUGGGGACAAGAGAAUUUUUUGAAGGAUUGGAUUGACUGUGCUUCUUUUGAUACUUGUCUUGUUCCUAAAGGUUUGGUUUUGGCUCGUGAAUCUCUUGUUCAGGAGUGCAGGCGGACAAACUCCGGUGGGUUGCAGAUUGAGAACCGGUGUUGAAGGAAUUCUAGCUUGCUAGCUAGCUCUUCAUAUGAACUAGGUUUUCUAUAUUUACUUUUUCUAAUUAAUUUCUUCUCUAUGAGAUCUUUAUUUAAGUCUGUUGCCUUGUUAUAUAUGACUUUCUAAAUCAUAAAAGACUUAAUUAUAUGUGUUUAACUA